AUGCCGAGCGACGUCGAAAACCACGGACACGCGAUAUGGACCCCGUUCGGGAACGCGGCGAAGACGACGGGACGGACGCACGGCGUCGAGGCGGUGCUGCGACAAAACGUGGUGAAUUCAGAGUACUAUCGAAAGCUGUGCCGGAGCGCGACGGGGACGGUGGACGGCGAAGGGAUGGACUUCAUGUCGCUCGUGGACGAGAUAUACGAACUGGUCGAUCACGUCGAGCCGUGGAUGUCGGGAAACGCGCGAGGGGCGUCGACGGGGUUUUGCAUACUGUUUCGGUUUUGCGAGAAGGAACUGAGCGAUAAAGAGAUUUGGCACCUGCUGAGGCACGGAGAUUCGCCGUACAUACGGGCGAUCGGGUUUCUGUACGUGCGAUACGUGAAGAAUGGUCGGGAGCUGUUGAGGUGGUGCGAGGAAUUUUUCGAUGACGCGGAAAAGUUCUCGCCGUCGCCGGGCGGGAAGGAGGUGACGAUGGGGACGUACGUGCGAGACUUGUUGCUCGAGCAACAUUAUUUCGAAACCAUCUUUCCUAGGAUUCCCGAGGUCGCCCGCCGAGAGAUGGUGCAGCGAAUAAAAGAUUUAGGGUACUCCGACAGAGGAUUAGGGUGCGGUGGUCAAGGGGGUACUCGAAGGAACGACUCGAGCAACGGGCGACCGCAGUCGGUGAAGCACUCGCUUUCGAUGCAAGUGGGACGAAAGGCGCACGGUGGUGGCGACGGCGGCGGCGAUAGACCCCGGGAUGAUCGCGAUCGUCACCGCGAUCGUCGCGAUGAUAGAGACGGUAGGCCCAGGGGACGAGAUGAUGCUAGAUAUAGAGACCGCUCGCGCUCGCGCGACCGCGACAGGCGACGCUCUCGAAGCCGUGAGAGAGACUCGUACAAACCGUAUAGACGUGACGACAAGUACGACAAGUACGACAAGUAUGAUCGCCGGUACUAG
This is a messenger RNA of Ostreococcus lucimarinus CCE9901, 945 nucleotides long. RefSeq lists its product with no specific name. NCBI's taxonomy places the organism in Eukaryota, Viridiplantae, Chlorophyta, Mamiellophyceae, Mamiellales, Bathycoccaceae. Bases 1 to 945 code for a protein of 314 amino acids. The record is from RefSeq and is a predicted model, not a curated record. The transcript has a single exon. Gene Ontology annotation, cellular component: precatalytic spliceosome.